UCAACCGACUCAGCUGUUCUUUCCCGCAUUUGUAAACGAUUCUGAAGAAGAGUGAAGUGACCGUUGGAAAUUUAUUUUAGCCGUUAGGAAUUAGGUCUUUUGGGCGGAGGAGGACGCGAGUUAAACUCAUUUUUAAUAAGCAAGAUGGCUACAAUUAGAAUACAUGAAGAUCAGGAAAAUCGCGUACCUGAAAUCCGCCAAAAACAAGCCACCAUGGCGGUCCAACAAAAACGGCCGGUAUUAGGACUCAUUGAAAAUGAUAAACAGCGGACAAACAUACUAAACAAAGGAAAACAGCCACUGGGUUUAGCUAAUUUGAAAGUUGGUGUAAAGAAAAUAAACGAAAAUGAAGACUGCCUUAAAGAAAACCGUAAAAACUUGGUCAAUCCAAUCGUCCCAGUUGCACAAUUUCAGGCAUUUAAAGUUUACGAAGAUAAAUCUUACGAUGAGCGAAUGGUUCAUAUUGAGGAAAAACUUAGACAGAAACUUAAGCCAAGUAAUUCAAUUAUACAAGUGUACAAAGGAACUUCAGAAGAUAAAAGGUUUUAUACAAAAACAGAAGUCGCAGAAAUGGAAAAGAAAAAAAUUGAGGAAGAUGCAGCCAAAGGUAUUUUCCAUACAAAACCAUCCGUUACAGAUAGUCCCCAGGUAAUGAGCAUCGAAAAGUCAUUUGAUGAUUCUCUUAAUCUCAUGGAAAAUGUGUUGAAACCCUCCAAAAGCAAUAAAGAUCUCUUUUUCGAAAUGGAGGAAUAUCGAGAUGAUAUUUAUAGAUAUCUGCUUGAGCAUGAGCUACGCCAUCGUCCAAAACCAGGUUAUAUGAAGAAGCAGCCUGAUGUUACCUCAAACAUGAGGACCAUUUUGGUUGACUGGCUCGUGGAAGUCGCUGAAGAGUAUAAUCUGCAUACUGAAACUCUCUACCUAUCUGUCAAUUUCAUUGACCGCUUUCUUAGCUACAUGUCUGUGGUGAGGGGAAAGUUGCAAUUGGUCGGAACUGCUGCAAUGUUUUUAGCAUCAAAAUAUGAAGAAAUAUAUCCACCAGAUAUUUCAGAAUUCGUAUAUAUCACUGACGAUACUUAUAGCAAGCGACAAGUUAUCCGCAUGGAACACUUGAUUCUGAAAGUUUUAGGGUUUGAUCUUUCUAUUCCUACGCCUCUAACAUUCAUUACUGCCAUGUGUGUAAUGAACAAUCUGAGCCAAAAGACAAUGUAUCUCGCAAUGUAUCUCGGUGAAUUAGCUCUUCUCAAUGGAGAUGUCUACUUGGAAUUCUUGCCAUCUACAAUUGCCGCCUCGGCUAUAGCCAUCGCUAGGCACACUUUAGGCGAAGUAAGCUGGAAUGACCAAUUGGCCAAAUGUACAGGUUACGAAUUAAAACAACUCAAAGGAGCUGUGGAGUUUUUGACACAUAUGUUCACUAUUGCUCCUACAUAUCCUCAGCACGCGAUACAAGACAAAUAUAAGCACCAGAAGUACAUGCACGUAUCACAACUAACCCCGAAAGAGUCUCCGAUUGGUUUUAAUUAAAUUAUACAUUUGUUUUUAAGACUGGAACAUGGUACGCUUUUUAUGUGCCUUGAGUAAUUUUGAAUUUCUAUUUUUAUAGUAUAUUGGACAUGUAAACAUGUAUUUUAACAUUUUUUUCUUUAUUUAUUAACAUAAAUAAACAUUUUUAUUUUAAA
This is a messenger RNA of Anoplophora glabripennis (Asian longhorned beetle), 1676 nucleotides long. Its product is annotated as G2/mitotic-specific cyclin-A. The record is from RefSeq and is a predicted model, not a curated record. Gene Ontology annotation, biological process: mitotic cell cycle phase transition; regulation of cyclin-dependent protein serine/threonine kinase activity. The coding region runs from base 145 to 1521 and encodes 458 amino acids. Gene Ontology annotation, cellular component: nucleus; cyclin A2-CDK2 complex; cytoplasm. Gene Ontology annotation, molecular function: cyclin-dependent protein serine/threonine kinase regulator activity. NCBI's taxonomy places the organism in Eukaryota, Metazoa, Arthropoda, Insecta, Coleoptera, Cerambycidae. The transcript has 5 exons.